Suillus plorans is the source of this 459-nucleotide messenger RNA. RefSeq lists its product as uncharacterized. The transcript has 2 exons. The record is from RefSeq and is a predicted model, not a curated record. NCBI's taxonomy places the organism in Eukaryota, Fungi, Basidiomycota, Agaricomycetes, Boletales, Suillaceae. Bases 1 to 459 code for a protein of 152 amino acids.
AUGGAGGACAAGGUCAACCUGGAGAAGCUGAAGAAGAAUAUAUACCUUACAGUUCACUUGAAUGCUUAUGCAAUCACAACUCACAUUCGUGAUUGCCUUUGUCAACAAAAGUUUGAAUUGGAGAGACUUGAGAGAUCAUACAGAGUCACAGUCAAUGCUGAGUGUAAGCUUCAUGUGAGUACCCAACACUCAAUCAAACACCAAGAGCCUGGCAUCCUCAAAUUUAUUACUACCUACAACAGUUUGUGUUCUCAACUACGGUCUCUUAUACGACAGCAGCGAGCACCUCCUUCUGCUGUUCCCCCUCAUAUCAUCCCGUGUGAUGGCAUCUUUCAGCUCAAUGUUGAUGAUGACAUCUGGCAAGAUGUUAGGCUAGAUGACGACACUUUGAACCCUCCAGUGUGGCUAUCAGAUGACAUGGUCAGGAAUAGUAUCCAGUUGCAACUUGAAGUUGAUUAG